AUGCUUAUGCAAAAGCUAGUUGGUAGGAAAGCUCCGAGCUUUGCAAUCAAAAGGGUAAGUUCUGAUGAUAAAGUGAUUUUUGCAAGUGGAUUAGAAGCUGACAAGGAGACUGAGUUUCUGAAUAUUUAUCAGGCAAAUGGCGACAAUUGUUUGGACAAGUCUCUAAACCAUAGUUCACUUGUAACAAAAGCUUUCAUGGUUGCUUGCCUAUAUGCAAUCGAACAGUUCUCUGUUUUAAGUGAGCCAUCAGAUGGCGUUUUCUUAUUUUGGACUGUAGCAUGGAGAAAAAGCUCUCGAGUUAUCAUCUCAUGGAAAAGCCAAGUGCAGUUCGGUGUAGUAGUAAGCACUUUUAGGCCCCUUUCGGCUACUGGAUUACCCCAGUGCUUCAAGUACUAUGGACCCUUUGCCAUCCAUCUAUUCACAUUUCAUUGUAUCAAGGAUUUCGUAUAUGUUUAUCUCGAGGAUUUACUUUUAACUCAUUCAUCCAUGGCUAAUGACGAGGUGGACAACGUGGCUCUCAUGGCCUCGACCAUCUUUACGUUUCGUUACAACCACACCAAGAUGUUCGUGUUUUCCAUCUCUCUGAGAAGUACUCAUGAUUUCAGCUACAUUUAUACCCUUUUAGUGCGAUUGCCUGUCCCAGAUAUAUCCGUGUAUAACGAUAUUAUUAAAUACCUUUCAGGUUCAAGGAGUAAGAAAAGUUCUUCAAUUGCAUUGGUUUUGUAUUGCGAAUUGGUUGAAAAAGGCUUGUUUGGUGAUAACUACACGUACCCUUUUGUUCUCAAAGCGUGUGCCCAGUUGUGCGCUCUGAGAGAAGGGGAAAUGGUGCAUGCCCAUGUGAUAAAAAAUGGGUAUGUGAUGGAUUUGUAUGUGGUCAAUACGUUGAUGCGGUUAUACGGGGUUUGUGGGAGAAUUGGGGAUGUUAGAAAGUUGUUUGAUAAAAGUCCUCACUGGGACUUGGUUUCCUGGACUACUUUGAUCCAAGGGUAUGUGGAUACAGGGUUAUGGCAGGAAGGGGUUAAGGUGUUCUUUGAUACGUGUGAGGCAGGAUAUCGAGCCGAUGAGAAAAUGAUGGCUGUCGUGAUUUCUGCGUGUGCUAAAUUGGGGGAUUUGAGCUUGGGGAGGAAGUUGCAUGAGCAUAUACGCAAUCAAGGGGUAAAUGUUGAUGUUUAUGUUGGAAACUCGUUGGUGGAUAUGUAUUCGAAAUGCGGUGAUAUCGAAUCUGCUCACAAGGUUUUUAAUCAGAUGCCAGUGAGAAAUGUGGUUUCCUGGAAUUCUAUCAUUUUGGGACUGGCAGAGAGUGGGGAUUAUGAAGAAGCCUUGAGGGUGUUCCGCAAAAUGCAAAGGAAAGGAAUUGAUCCAGACGAGGUUACUUUAGUCGGUGUACUCAAUUCUUGUGCUAAUCUCGGGGUUCUUGAAUUCGGGAAGUGGAUUCAUGCUUAUGUGGAUAAAAAUCGAAUUGAAGUGGACGGGUUUAUUGGCAAUGCUCUUAUCGAUAUGUAUGCGAAGUGUGGAAGCAUAGAAGACGCGCUUGAGGUAUUUGAAGAUAUCAAGCGCAAAGAUGUUUAUACAUAUACCACUAUCAUCCGAGAGUUAGCCAUGCACGGGAAAGGGGAAAUGGCGCUUAAGCUGUUCUCUGAGAUGUGUGAACUUGGCAUACAGCCAAACGAAGUGACAUUUAUUGGCAUUCUGACAGCAUGCUGUCAUUCAGGACUCGUGGACGAAGGCCAUAGACAUUUUGCGGAAAUGUCUAAGUUGUAUAACGUAAAACCUCAAACCGAGCACUAUGGCUGCAUGGUCGACCUUUUGGGUCGAGCAGGGAUGAUAAAUGAGGCUGCUGAGUUUGUCGAAAACAUGCCUAUUCAGCCUGAUGUGCUGAUUUGGGGAUCAUUGCUUGGAGCUUGCUGGAUCCAUGGGAAACUUGACCUUGCAGAGAGAGUAAUGGAGAAGUUUGUAAAUGUAGAACUUGAAGAAGAUGGUGCAUAUGUACUCAUGUCAAACAUUUACGCAGCUGAAAAGAAAUGGAGUGAUGCAUUUCGGCUAAGGAAAAGAAUGAAAAAAGGUAAAAUGAAGAAAGACCCUGGAUGCAGCUCAAUUGAAUUGGAUGGCGUGGUUUAUGAAUUUCGCUGUGGGGAUAAAGCACACUCAAUGUCGAAAGAUAUAUACACGUUGCUUGAUAAAAUGAAACACAAUUUAUAUUAUACUGAGCAAUUUAUAGAUGACUCUGUAUAUUUACAGUAG
Messenger RNA from Olea europaea var. sylvestris, 2241 nucleotides. RefSeq names its product pentatricopeptide repeat-containing protein At4g38010-like. The record is from RefSeq and is a predicted model, not a curated record. Lineage: Eukaryota; Viridiplantae; Streptophyta; Magnoliopsida; Lamiales; Oleaceae. The transcript has 5 exons. Gene Ontology annotation, molecular function: protein binding; RNA binding. Gene Ontology annotation, biological process: RNA modification. The coding region runs from base 1 to 2241 and encodes 746 amino acids.